Messenger RNA from Cyprinus carpio (common carp), 3118 nucleotides. RefSeq names its product rho guanine nucleotide exchange factor 18-like. Gene Ontology annotation, biological process: regulation of Rho protein signal transduction. Gene Ontology annotation, cellular component: plasma membrane. The record is from RefSeq and is a predicted model, not a curated record. Gene Ontology annotation, molecular function: guanyl-nucleotide exchange factor activity. Lineage: Eukaryota; Metazoa; Chordata; Actinopteri; Cypriniformes; Cyprinidae.
UCAUGCCUUGAAGUGUGCGCGUGCAUGAGAAGAGUGAUCGUUCGUUCCCUUGUAAGUUUGCACUGCACUUGUUGUAACCGGGCUGGCGGAUGCUUAAGGAAAGAAUCUGUCCUGUAAAAGAGAGGAGAGGAAACGGAAUAAACGGGUUGAAGCUGAAAUUAUGUGAUGUUUCUUUAAAAAUGACAGAGAUUAUUCAUCCUGACUUUGGCUGUAUCUGCUCCAUGACAUACCAGACAUGACCCUCUUACAGCACAGAUAAAUCUGCAUCCUCCAGCCCUUCACCUCCUCUGGUUAUCACUCCAGCCACAGAACAUAAGAUGGAUGAAAUAGAUGCUGUGAAAUUCAAGCCCUUGGUAGAAGAUUCAAAUUUCCCGUUGACAUACUCUGCUGACAUCAUCAGUAUUGACGAUGGACUUUAUAAUGCGGUACGUGAGGAUCUGGAAGCAGAUGCUCGGGACUUUGAGGCGCCCACCUGGAGUUUAGCUGUUGACCAGCAAUAUUUAAAAGACUUUUCCAAAGAGGACAUUAAAAGACAGGAUAUAAUACAUGAGCUGAUUCAGACAGAAAUAAACCAUGUGCGGACGCUAAAGCUGGCUUUGGGCAUAUACAUGCGGGAACUGCGUGAGACCCUGCAAAUGGAUGAGACCCAGCUGGAAAGACUGUUUCCACAGAUGGAUAGCCUGCUGCAGGUGCAUCAGCUUUUCCUCAACCGUCUUAAACAGCGAAGAAUCGAUUCCUUGGUGCCAGGCAGUUCCCAGAAUUACUACAUCCAUAGAAUUGGAGACAUUCUCAUGGCACAGUUUUCAGGUGAAAUGGGAGACAGACUGCAACACUGCUAUGGAGUGUUUUGCAGUCACCACACCGAUGCAGUCAACUUCUACAAAGACUUAAUGCAAAACAACAAGAAGUUCCAGAGUUUUAUACGAAAAGUAUGUCAGCUGUCUAUUUUGCGGAGAUUAGGAAUACCAGAGAUUAUUCUCCUUAUAACACAGCGUAUCACAAAGUAUCCAGUUUUGUUUGAACAUGUCAUUAAAUACACUAAAGUUGACUCAGAGGAGCAUAGGAACCUUGUACAAAGUCUGGAACUGCUGAAAAACACCAUCUCACAAGUAAAUACCCACGUUGAUGAGUUUGAGAAAGCAGCACGGCUGAGGGACUUGAGCAGUAAGCUGGAGCCCAAGUCCCUGGUCAAGAUGACCCACAGAAGAGUGUUCCGCAGAGAGGACAUGCUGCAGGGUGAGAGGAAGCUGCUUCAUGAGGGCGUUCUCAACUGGAGGCUGACUUCUAACAAAAGCAAAGAUGUCCUUGUCUUGCUGCUGUCAGAUGUUUUGCUGCUGUUACUAGAGAAAGAUCAGCGACUUACCUUUGCCUCUCUGGACGGUAAGCCUGCGGUGAUCUCACUGCUGAAGCUCAUUGUGCGUGAUGUGGCUCAUGACGAGAAGGCCUUGUUUCUGAUCUCAGCCUCCUCAGACCCUCCAGAGAUGUAUGAGUUUCACACCUCCUCUGGAGAGGAGCGCAAAACCUGGAGAGACCAAAUCUGGAAGGCCGUGGAACGCUGUCCUGAAGAAGAGAAAGAGGAGCCAGAAGAACUUCUUGAGAGGAUCCAAGACUUUCAAAGGAUUCUUUGUGUGUGUGAUGCCAAAAUCGAGCUGCAGCUUAAAGAGAAGCAGAGUUUAUUCUCCAGCAUUGCAGCCUAUGUGACCGGUGUUACCGACAUCUCACCAACUGAGCGCCAUCUGCUGCAUGGGCCCCUGCAGGGGGAACAACUUCUCAUUGGAGCCAUAAAAGAUGCGGAGAUUUUACAGAACUUGCUGGUAACAUGUGAGCAGGGCCAAACUCCUUCCUCUGGAGAGUUGAUGGAUCUGGUCCCAUUAUACAAGAGACCCGAUGCUUUCACAGGCAUUGACAGUGAUGCCUGCAUGCUGCCAGGAACUGAUAUUGAUAGUUUACCUGAAUACCUGGAGCUGUCGGCAGAUGAGGAGAUACCUCUACAGAGCUGGAGUGCAUAUCCUUCAGGCUUCUUUCCUAAAACAGUGCUUUAUGACACUGUAACUAAAUUGUCUCAGAAGCUUUACAGCCUUCAGUCCCUCGUCCAGCAGCUAGAGAGCCACAUAAUGGUUCAACGCGCCACUAUUGAGGAGCUGAUGUCCCGACCCCGGGGCAAUACUCUCUUGGAAAAGGAAAAGCAUCGGAACCUGGAAAAGCAGCGCGAGGAGCUGGCCAACUUCCAGCGGCUCCAGAAUCAGCACCGACAGGAGCAGGUCCAGUGGGAGCAGGAAAGAGAGCAGCAGAGGGUGCAGGCAGAGAUCAGGGAGAAGGAGCUGAGGGAUAGAGAGCUGGAAUGCAGCGAACGGGAAAAAAAGCUGGCGGUGGAUAAACAGGUCCUGGCCAGUGACAAAUCAGAAUACCAGGAGCGUCUGGAGCGGCUCCGAGACUCCACGCGCUCUGUAGAGAAGGACAAAGAAAAGCUGGAGAAGGACAGAGAGAAGCUAGAGAAGGACAGAGAAAGGCUGGAGCAGCUGGAGAAGAAGUAUAAGAAAAAUGAGAAUGUACUGAACACUGCAACCUUUCCCAUAGAGAAUGAAUGGAUACAGCUACCUCCACCUUACUCUGUAUUGAAUAUGGUUACUCCCGGCUUCAACGAGAAGCCUCCUCUGGUACCACCACGCAGGGAGAGCAUCCCCAACCUUUCAGUUAAACCAGAAGUGCCCAUACACCUCAAUAGCACCACCAACCAAUUCCACAAAGCCAGCUCUGUCCAGCAGAAGAUCCCCACCAAGCUGGCUGCCCAAACUAAAGUCAAGGAGAAGCACAGCAAGCAAAGGAACUCCCACCAUCGCACCAAGAGCGCAGCUGGCAUAGAGGUGUCUCAGGUAUUUCCCAUAACAGGUCUAGGAAAGGAAGGAGGCAGUUUACGAGCCAUGAAAUCCAAAAGUCCCAACCGGCUCCAUCCAGAUAUGUUUGUCCAACCAGAGCAGUUUUCCAGCGCCGUACCCUCUCAAUCAGGAAAUUACAUCAGGAAACACAGCCACAAUCAUAACACACACAGUACCCAGCCAGGACACAGUAAAACCAAAGACAACACAACUGCAGAAGACAUAUUUUUCUUUUAAUAACC